AUGGCAGCUGCAGCUGGAAGAGAAGAAGGAGAGGAAGAUGAGCAGGGGAGGAAGAAGAGGCUGCGGCCGUGGCUGAGGCUGCGAUUGCAGCAGUGCAGCUGGGAAAGAAGAGAAGGAAAGGAAGAAGAAGAGAAAGGAAAAGGGAAGAAGAGAGGAAGAGAAGAAGUAGAAGCGGGUGAAGAGGUGGCAACUCUGUUUCCUGCAGGAGGAAACAGAGUAGAGGAGGUGCUGUUCGUCGGGGAGAAGAAGGGGAGGAAGGAGAAGAAGAGAAGAAGAAGAAAGGAAGGAGAAGGAAGAGUAGAAGGGAAAGAAGUAGCUGCGGCUCCGGCUAUGGCAGCUGCAGCUAUGGCAGGGAAAGAGGAAGAGGAAAGAAGAAGGGAAGGAGAGGAAGAAGAGAAGGGUAGGAAGAAGAGGCUGCGGCCGUGGCUGAGGCUGCGACUGCAGCAGGGAAAGAAGAGAAGGAAAGGAAGAAGAAGAGAAAGGAAAAGGGAAGAAGAGAGGAAGAGGAGAAGGGGAGGCAACUGCGGCAGUGGCAGCUGCAGCUGGAAGAGAAGGAGAGGAAACAGAGCAGGGGAGGAAGAAGAGGCUGCGGCUGUGGUGGCUGCGGCCGUGGCUGCGACGUUGGCUGCGGUAGCUGCGGCAGCGAUGGUGGCUGUAGCAGCUGCUUUUGGGAAAGAGAAAGAAAGGAAAUAGGAAAAAAAAAAGGGGUUAUGGCCGUGAUUGCAGCUGCGGUGGUGGCAGCUGCGUCUGCGGCAGCUGUGUUUGGGAAAAAAAAAGUAGGAACGAGAGAAGGGAGGAAGGAAGUAGUGCAGUAGAAGGGGCUGUAGUUGUGACAGCAGCUGCGGUCGUGGGUACGACUGUGGUAGUGGUAGCGGCGAUGGCUGCGACAACUAUGUUUGAAAAAGAAAAUAGAGGAAUAAAAGUAAGAGAGAGCAGGUGACUAUGCCUCUAUGUUCUGCAUAAGCUGCAGUUGUGGAGGAAAAAAAAAAGACAUGUAGAAAACGAAACAGGGAGAGGACACAGAGGAAAAGUAGAAGGAUUUGGGCUGACACCUUCUUUGGAUCUUCGGAUCAAAAUAUUUGAAAGGCAAGUUUCCCGAUCGUUCUCUUGUAAUUGUUCUAAUUUUUCUUAUUCCGAUCCUUCCUAUUGCAAGCUUUCAAUUCUUUCCUAUUGCAAGUGUCCUGAUCUUUCCUUACUGUAAUUUUAUCUCUACAUUUGCUUUGAAUAUGAGGAACUUUGAAUUGUUCUAGCCUUGCAUUUGAUAUAUCUCCUGUUUAGACGUAACGAUUCAAAUCUGUGUAACUUCUGAGAUUCUGACAUUUCUACCUUAUUAUGGUUAUAACUUCAUUAUUGAUCUCUGAUUUAGACAAAACUUAUUUGAUCAGAAUAUAAACUCAUAAACCUUUCUUUUAAUAACUUAUUUUAGGAAUUCGGAGUAAGUUUGCUUGCCCAGUUUUCUGUUGAAACCGACCUUGUGAAUUCUGUAAAAUUGAGAUUUGUUCUUUGAUCUUGGGUUACUAAAUCUAUGGUAACUCCUUGUUGGAAACCUUGAUUCGUACGAAAUUUAUUUCAUCAGAAACUAGAUAGAAAUAUCUUUCCAAUGAUAUAUUUUCUAAGUAAAAUUGGAGCACGAUUGGUAGUUUGAUUCAUUUGUUCAAUGUGCCUCUUGUAUUCUGCCAGAAAUCGAGCUUUGGUCGAUUUCUCAUAUUCUGGUUUCAUUCCUUUCAAAAUUGAUAUCCUUUAGCUUUCUUAUUCAAUUGAGCUUUAUAUUACUGCUUUGAAUACUUGUAUGCUCUUGUCCUACAUGUAUUUGGAUACCUAAAUCUGUUAUGUAAACUUCAUGUUUGUAUCGUAAUGUUUCAUAAAGGCACAUGUACAUUUCGUUGUUCCGCAUGUGCUUCCGAUAUGUCCCAAUUUAUUGUUCAUAAUACCCUUUUGUACUCUGGUGUUGGUGGGAUUAUUUGGACCUUUGCUAGAAAUGGUAAAGGGUAUGUGCUUAGAGCCCGCGAUGCUCUAGAUUAUGUUUGGUGGUCAUUCAGAAAUGGAUGGGCCAUAUUAUGUUUGGAAUCCCACUUCACCAUCUAUCUAUUUGAUAUGAAAUUCAGAGCCGACCUAGCACUUGGGCAGGGUGAGAGGGCUCGAGUAGGAAAGGGCUACCCGUGGAUAGAGUCGAGAACUCAUCACAGUGUGGAGCCACCACUGAGUUAAACCUCACAUGCACUAUUCUAGGGUACGACAUCUGAGCUUCUGUUUCAUAUUUUGUAUUGAUAUGCUCCAAAAUGUUUCAUAUGCCAUUGAUAUACUUCAAAAUGCUUCACAUACCACUGAUAUGUUUCAAAAUGUUCCAUUUGUCAUUGAUAUGCUCCGGAACAUCUCGUAUGCUAUUGAUACGCUCCAAUUACUCUAUGCUCCAUUUAUUAUGAACCAAAUAUGUUAUGAAUGAAAUGACAUUUGCGAUUCUAUAUCUAAUGAGAUGAUAUCCUUGAAUCUCUUGGAUUCUGUCUUGCAUUGUGAUAUCUUGUUUGUUUGAAAUUGUCCCUUCUCGUGCUAUAUAUGCUUUGUUACUUGCUGAGCUAUUUUUAGCUCACUCCGUUGUUAUAUAAAUUUUUCAGGUCAGCUUGUCACUCUUUGAGAUGUUUGAAUUGGGCUGAGGCAGUGGAGAGCUAUUCUGAAUUAUGGGCAAGUCUUGUUGGUUAUUAUGUUAUUGUUGUAUAAGCAUAUUUUGUAUGUAAUGAAAUGUUGUCGAUGAAUCGAAAUGGAUAUACUAUGUAAAAGUGUUAGAAGAUCUCUCUUAUUUGAAAUUUUGGAAUGUUAAGUCUAGUUUACGAUGAUAUGAACUUGUGGUAAAUGGUUGGAGUUUUGAUUGUAUAAAUUACUUAGCUUGUGGAUUUAUAAAUGUUGUUCAUGUUUGUUAAGUUGGCUUGGGUUGCCAUAAAUGUGAAUUAUCGGGUGAUGUGAUAUAUGAUUAUAAACUGCACAGAUUUUAUAGAUGUGAAUUUGAUAGAAUGUUUUUCAGUGUCCUCAAAUGUUAGUUUGGAUCCUGGAUUGGUUUGUAUUGAAAAUUUUAAUAUCAUGGAUAUUUUGAGGGGUGUGACAGAGUUGGUAUUAGAGCAUGGUUUGAUGAUAAUUGAAAUAUUUGAUAUGUUGACAUGCUAAAUAUAUUGAGGUCUAGUGAACUAUAAUGAUCGGUGAAAAUUUUCUUUGAUGCAUUUUAGGAAUCUAGUAUGACGAGGACAUUUAGUCCUCCUACUUCGUCUACUUUUGAUUAAUUAAGUGUGAUGAAAGGGUUGAUCGAGGAUACUAAAUCAGAGUAGCGCAAUGAAAGCAUGGUAGACCUAAUUUCAUUGGUGGUAGAAAAACAUAUGAUGCAAACAGAGAAGAUAUUUGAUGUACAAAAUUGUUCUGAUAAUCGAAAAAUUUCUUUUGCCAUUUUAUAUUAGAAGUAGAGGCUGAUCAUUAAUGGCAACAAUGAAAAAAAUUUUUAGAGAUCAGUGGCAAGAAUGAUAAGGACAAGUUUACCAAAAAAAAUAUGAUUGAAAAUGAACCAGAAAGUAAUAACAAGAGGGUCAAGACAUUUAGAUUUGAAAUGUGGAGUCACCACAAAAGACUCAAUCAUGUGUGAAUUACAAGUUAAAUUAUGAAACAAAUUUGUGUUUUCGGGUGAUUGGAGUCUAUUUUGCUUGUGGAAAGUUGGAUCAUAAAAUAAAAGACUACCCAUUGAACAAGAAGAAAGAGUCACUGCCUCUUAAAUUAUCAGCCCAUGUCAAAGUGUAUGUUAUCACUGAAUAUGAUUCUAAAACUUCUGAAUUAGUGAUCGAAGGUAUUAUGCAUGUUUAUGAAAAAAUACAAAUAUUUAUUUGACCAAGGGUCUCAUCUAUGAUUUGAUUCGUAAUAUUUUGCUUAUCACUUGGGCAUUCAACCUAGACCACUCAAUUAUGUGAUAUAUGUAAAAUAUAAUCAUUGGAGAUUCUUUGAUAACAAACUUGAAUCUGGUCCUCUUGUCUGAUUUUUAUUGGAGAACUUGAACUUUUUGCGGAUUUAGUUCUCCUAGAGAUUAGAGUUUCGAUAUUAUACUUGGUAUAGAUUGACUAUCUUCCUAUCAUACCAGUAUGAAUUGGUAUAUAACAAAUUAUCACUUUUUGCAUAUUUGAUCAGCCGAUCUUUUAUUUUGAGAGUAUUGGACAUGAUUUAUCUCCUUGCCUAAUGUAUCUCAGGAUGACUUGCUUGGAUUACCUCCAAACGUGACUUUUCUUUUGAUUUGGUCCUUGGGACAAUCCCAAUAACUAAGCCUCUCUACACAAUGAUAUCAUUUGAGUAAGUGGAAUUAGAAAAGCAACUACAAGGACUAUUAAAUAAGGAUUUUAUUUGGCUUAAUAUUUCAUCAUGAGGUGCUCCGGUGUUAGUUAAAAAGAUGGAGGGAACAUUGAGGCUUUGUAUUGAUUAUAGACAGUUGAAUUAGGUGACCAUAAAAAAUGAGUAUUCUCUAAAGUGACGACUUGUUUGAUUAACUACAGGGUGCACAAGUAUUUUCAAAGAUUGAUUGAAGGUCGGGUUACCAUCUAUUGAGGAUCAAGGAGGAGAAUAUUUCGGUCACUCUUGGAAAAUUGUGUAAUUAUAUUGUAUUGAUGAAAUUAUUUGAGAGCAGGAAGAGGAAAUAAAGAAAUUAUAAUCCUCAUAUUUUCAUUGAUUGAGCUAUGACCAAUUUAGAGGACUAAAUUUUCUUUUAAGAGGGGGAGAGUGUAAUAUCCCUCACUUUUGAAAAUUUAUUAAUAAGAAUUUAUAUGUAAAUUGAAGGACCUAUAUGUAAAUAUAGAAAUUUCAAGGACUAAACUGUUAAGUUACAAAAAGAAAAAAAUAAAGAACACCGAAAAUUUCGGUUUUAUCCCACCGCCUCCCACUCUCUCUGUUUCUCGAGCGGUGGGGCGUGGGGAGAAGAAGAGAGGAAAUGAGGGAGAAGAGAAGAAGAAGAAGAAGAAGAAGAAGAAGAGAGGAGGAUAGCUGCGGCAAGGCUGCAGCGAGGCGGUGUGUGGCGUUGGGGAGGAAAAGGGAAGAGGAGAAGAAGAGAAGGAGAAGAAGAGGGAAAAGAGAGGGAAGAGGGAGAGGAGCGAGAGGUGGCAGCAGCUAGGGCUGCAACACCUCUGUUUCCUGCAGAUGGAAAUAGAGGAGACGUGUGGGGCAUUCGAAGAGGAGAAGAAGAAGAAGAGGAAGAGAAGAAGAAGAGGAAGCAGGAGAAGAGGUUGUGAUACCUCUGUUUCCUGCAGAGGAAACAGAGGAGAGGGUGUGUGUGACGUCGGGGAGGAGGAGGGAAGAAGAAGAGGAGAAGAAUAAGAGAAGGGAAAGGAGGAGCUGCGGCUGCGGCAGUGGCAGCUGCAGUUGGAAGAGAAGGAGAGGAAGAGAAGGUGAGAAAGAAGAGAAGAAGAAGAAAGGUAGGAGAAGGAAGAAGGAAAAGACGAGGGAAAAGAGAGGGAAGAGGGAGAGGAGCGAGAGGUGGCAGCAGCUAGGGCUGCAGUACCUCUGUUUCCUGCAGGUGGAAACAAAGGAGAGGUGUGGGGCAUUCGAAGAGGAGAAGAAGAAGAAGAGGAAGAGAAGAAGAAGAGGAAGCAGGAGAAGUGGUUGUGAUACCUCUGUUUCCUGCAGAGGAAAUAGAGGACAAGGUAUGUGUGACACCGGGGAGGAGGAGGGAAGAAGAAGAGGAGAAGAAGAAGAGAAGGGAAAGGAGGAGCUGCGGCUGCGGCGAUGGCAGCUGCAGCUGGAAGAGAAGGAGAGGAAGAGAAGGUGAGGAAGAAGAGAAGAAGAAGAAAGGAAGGAGAGGAAGAAGAGAAGGGGAAGAAGGGGCUGCGGCUACGGUGAUGGCAGCUGCAGUUGGAAGAGAAGAAGGAGAGGAAGAUGAGCAGGGGAGGAAGAAGAGGUUGCGGUCGUGGCUGAGGCUGCGACUGCAGCAGUGCAGCUGGGAAAGAAGAGAAGGAAAGGAAGAAGAAGUGAAAGGAAAAGGGAAGAAGGGAGGAAGAGAAGAAGUAGAAGCAGGUAAAGAGGCGGCACCUCUUUUUCCUGCAGGAGGAAACAGAGCAGAGGAGGUGUUGUUCGUCGGGGAGAAGAAGGGGAGGAAGGAGAAGAAGAAGAAAGGAAGGAGAAGGAAGAGGAGAAGGGAAUGAAGUAGCUGCGGCUCCGGCUGUGGCAGCUGCAGCUGUGGCAGGGAAAGAGGAAGAGGAAGGAAGAAGGGAAGGAGAGGAAGAAGAGAAGGGGAGGAAGAAGAGGCUGCGGCCAUGGCUCAGGCUGCGACUGCAGUAGUGCAGCUGGGAAAGAAGAGAAGGAAAGGAAGAAGAAGAGAAAGGAAAAGGGAAGAAGAGAGGAAGAGGAGAAGGGGAGGCAGCUGCGGCAGUGGCAGCUGCAGCUGGAAGAGAAGGAGAGGAAAUAGAGCAGGGGAGGAAGAAGAGGCUGCGACUGUGGUAGCUGCGACCGUGGCUGCGACGUUGGCUGCGGUAGCUGCGGCAGCGGUGGUGGCUGCAGCAGCUGCUUUUGGGAAAGAGAAAGAAAGGAAAGGGGAAAAAAAAAAGGGGCUAUGGCCGUGAUUGUGGUUGCGGUGGUGGCGGCUGCGUCUGCGGCAGUUGUGUUUGGGAAAGAAAAAGCAGGAACGAGAGAAGGGAGGAAGGAAGUAGUGUAGUGGAAGGGGCUGCGGUUGUGACAGCAGCUGCGAUCGUGGCUAUGACUGUGGUAGUGGCAGCGGCGAUGGCUGCGACAGCUAUGUUUGAAAAAGAAAACAGAGGAAUGAAAGUAAGAGAGAGCAUGUGACUAUGCCUCUAUGUUCUGCAUGAGCUACAAUUAUGGGGAAAAAAAAAGACGUGUAGAAAAUGAAACAAGGGGAGGACACAGAGGAAAAGUAGAAGGAUUUGGGCUGACACCUUCUUUGGAUCUUCGGAUCAAAAUAUUUGAAAGGCAAGUUUCCCGAUCGUUCUCCUGUAAUUGUUCUAAUUUUUCUUAUUGCAAGUAUUAUGAUCUUCCUCGUGCACGUGUUCCGAUCCUUCGUAUUGCAAGCUUUCAAUUCUUUCCUAUUGCAAGUGUCCUGAUCUUUCCUUACUGUAAUUUUAUCUCUACAUUUGCUUUGAAUAUGAGGAACUUUGAAUUGUUCUAGCCUUGCAUUUGAUAUAUCUCCUGUUUAGACGUAACGAUUCAAAUCUGUGUAACUUUUGAGAUUCUGACCUUUCUACUUUGUUAUGGUUAUAACUUCAUAUAUUGAUCUCUGAUUUAGACAAAACUUAUUUGAUCAGAAUAUAGACUCAUAAACCUUUCUUUUGAUAGCUUAUUUUAGGAAUUCAGAGUAAGUUUGCCUGCCCAGUUUUCUGUUGAAACCGACCUUGUGAAUUCUAUAAAAUUCAGAUUUGUUCUUUGAUCUUGGGUUACUAAAUCUAUGGUAACUCCUUGUUGGAAACCUUGAUUCAUACAAAAUUUAUUUCAUCAGAAACUAGAUAGAAAUAUCUUUCCAAUGAUAUAUUUUCUAAGUAAAAUUGGAGCACGAUUGAUAGUUUGAUUCAUUUGUUCAAUGUGCCUCUUGUAUUCUGCCAGAAAUCAAGCUUUGGUCGAUUUCUCAUAUCAUGGUUUCAUUCUUUUGAAAAUUGAUAUCCUUUAGAUUUCUCUUGUAAACUUCAUGUUUGUAUCGUAAUGUUUCAUAAAAGCAUAUGUACAUUUCAUUGUUCCGCAUGUGCUUUCGAUAUGUCCCAAUUUAUUGUUCACAAUGCCCUUUUGUACUCUGGUGUUUGUGGGAUUAUUUGGACUUUUACUAGAAAUGGUAAAGGGUAUGUGCUUAGAGCCCGCGAUACUUUAGAUUAUGUUUGGUGGUCAUUCAGAAAUGGAUGGACCAUAUUAUGUUUGGAAUCCCACUUCACCAUCUAUCUGUUUGAUUUGAAAUUCAGAGCCGACCUAGCACUUGGGCAGGGUGAGAGGGCUCGAGUAGGAAAGGGCUACCCGUGGAUGGAGUCAAGAACUCAUCAUGGCGUGGAGCCACCACUGAGUUAAACCUCACAUGCACUAUGCUUGGGUCAGCUUGUCACUCUUUAAAAUGUUUGAAUUGGGCUGAGGCCGUGGAGAGCUAUUCUGAAUUAUGGGCAAGUCUUGUUGGUUAUUAUGUUAUUGUUGUAUAAGCAUAUUUUGUAUGUAAUGAAAUGUUGUCGAUGAAUCGAAAUGGAUAUACUAUGUAAAAGUGUUAGAAGAUCUCUCUUAUUUGAAAUUUCGGAAUGUUAAGUCUAGUUUACGAUGAUAUGAACUUGUGGUAAAUGGUUGGAGUUUUGAUUUUAUAAAUUACUUAUCUUGUGGAUUUAUAAAUGUUUUUCAUAUUUGUUAA
Molecule: messenger RNA, 8335 nt
Organism: Musa acuminata AAA Group (dessert banana)
Lineage: Eukaryota; Viridiplantae; Streptophyta; Magnoliopsida; Zingiberales; Musaceae
Product: vicilin-like seed storage protein At2g18540
Exons: 2
Coding region: 1-693 (230 amino acids)
Source: RefSeq, a predicted model, not a curated record